Messenger RNA from Rhagoletis zephyria (snowberry fruit fly), 509 nucleotides. Its product is annotated as colicin-E9-like. The record is from RefSeq and is a predicted model, not a curated record. NCBI's taxonomy places the organism in Eukaryota, Metazoa, Arthropoda, Insecta, Diptera, Tephritidae.
GUCGUGGAGGUGGUCUCGGUGGAGGUGGAAUGGGUGGCGGUGGCCUCGGCGGAGGUGGAGGAGGAGGAGGAGAAGGCCUACUUAGCGGCUUAGCUAGCGGUUCGGGUAUGAUGGGAGGCAGUGGGGGAGGUGGCGGACUCAUGGGUGGAGGGAGUGGAGGCAAUGGCGGCGGUGGUGGUCAUCGGGGGCGUUAUCGUAAGCAGAAACAGGAUAAGAAGCAAUUCCAAAUGUAUAUACCAAUGUAUUUGGCGGCAACAACCUUUGGCUGGACUAUGGUUGUAGCAAAGGCGGUUGGCUUGUUGACGCUUAAAGCAUUAGCGGUAUCGAAAUUGGCAUUUAUAGUAGCGGCAAUGGUGAUAGUGAAAAAGCUGAUGGAUAAUGCUUCGGAAAAAUAUAACAAAAAAAUUUCUAAUCUCAAACCUAACUUCAACCUCAAACUUAUUGUUGAUGGUAAUCCUAAUGUAAAGCUUAAUCCAAUGCUAAGUUUUAAUUUCAACCUCAAUCUGAAA